AUGACAUCUCAAGGGUCCGGAAAGAAACAGACGCACGAGGACAGAAAACUAGACAGACUACUUUCCACGUCGAGUUUGCUUUUGUCCAUUCUUUGUUGUAUCGCAAUAUUUCACAUGGAACUCAGAAUACAAGAACAUCGUCGACUGAUAUCACAUUCCAGCACUGGAACAUUCCGAGACGAAAUGGUUACAGAAAUCCUUCGAAAAGUUCAACAGGAGUGUAGAAGUUGGCGAGAAACCAAAGACAGCCAUUUAAAAGGUGAUUGGCAGACAACAACGUUCUGUCACGUGUUAUGUUCUUUACAUUUGUUUGCCAUGCGGUAUAGAUUCUCUUCAGUAAGUGGGGCUAUAUCUGAACAGUUUAACUUCUUUUCUAAUUGCAUUAGCGAUCCUGAAAGGUAGAAGAAAUAUCUCAGCACUGUUUGCGCGUCGGAGGCUUGAUCAUGACGGUUUAUGAUUACAAUUUUUUUCACUGGCAUUCCCACCCUGUAGGCAAAAAGUAUAUUCUGUGAAAAAAAAAAAUUGUAAAUUGUAAAUUGCAAAUUGCUUGUUUACCCACGAAGCGCAUAGGAGUUCACAUAAACUCGUUUAAACCUGUCCGUGCGUUCCAUAUCGAACAAACAAUGCUUCUAAAAAAUUCUGUGUUGAUAACCCUUGAUAACCAAACUCGACCAAUAUAUCCGUUAGUUGACCUGUCAUCCUCUACAAUUAUUAUUCUCGUGACAAUUAUUAAAUACGCUCUUUUAUAUUGUACUUGGCCAAAACUAUUCGUUUUUCCUCUGAUAAUAUCAAUUGCGUAGGUACCUGGUUCGUAUUUACCCUUAGAUAGCUUCAAUGUUUAAAUAGUUUAAUUGGCUUUUUAAACUUAUCUUCAAGGCAGAGAGAUGCAGUUUCAAGACAAAGGCGGGCAUCAGGGAGCGGCGCACAAAAUAAUUCGACUCAAGGAGCGGCUGAAGUAAAACGUCUUAUUAAAGAAGAACUUCGUCUGCAACAAAAUCAAAUUUGUGCUAAAGAUGAAACGCUCUGCCGCCCUGGACCAAAAGGUAGCAGAGGACGACGGGGAAGACCUGGAACCCGAGGGAGACCAGGUCCCCCAGGGAAACCCGGUCCAAGGGGUGCUCCUGGUAAACAUGGACCAGUAGGACCCCAAGGACCAAUGGGCAUAAAAGGAGAUCUCGGAGUUCCGGGUGUUCCUGGUCCCACGGGACCUAGAGGCCCGCCAGGUGAGAAAGGCGAAAGAGGUGAGCCGGGCCAGUCCAUCUCGGCUCCAUCUCUGCUGCAGCGUCCUGUUGAAACCACAGUCAAUGAAAGUCAGACAGCCAUCUUAAAAUGCACAACGGACGGUAAUCCAGCUCCACUUGUCACGUGGUCUAAGGUGAAUUCAUCGCUUCCUGAGGGACGUCACGUGGUAGAGUCAAGUGGUGCUCUGAUUUUAAAGAACGUUAUACCUGGCGACGAGGGCUUGUACAACUGUCGAGCUCAGAAUUUGCUGGGACGCGUCAACCAUUCAGCAAAACUGAUUGUUCAGUGUGAGCAGCUUAAUCUGAUUUGUCAUUAUUAUCUGUUUGCGAGCACGUGAUAAGGCAGUCAGUUGACGAAGCAAAACCAUUUUUUUUUCGCAGAAUUUGCAUGAAAAAAGAGUUUAGUUCCAAGCGCAGGAAAACACUUUUGAGUUUCCUUAUUGUCAACCAACAUGGUCGCCGUGACGUGAGCUUCAAACCAGCAAUUUUAAACAUCUAGGCUUUUCCUUAGGUAGAAAUUCUAUCAAUCUUCAGUGGGUAUCGGGUAAUUCAAAUUUGUUUAAAGGUACAAAAAUGUUUCAUUUAGCUGGAGUGUUCAAGAGCUGAAUAUCUAGAAUUUGUGUAGUAUUUACCAGUGGCCUGGGUUUUGAGUCGGAAUGUAGUCUGUCAAAAUCCAAUUUUAGUUUUAUCGUGCUCGAACAGCACCCAGCAAUGAGGUAUAGGAGUUAUGUUUUCUUCAAAAUUUCAAGUACACCAAAGCUUUGAUUUUAAGAAUUGAUGAUUUUUCCUCGGAAAAGCUUUCUUUUUUUUUCACGAUUACUUUUCGUUUGUCUUUUCCGAACAAUUUAGGUUUGUGGGAAACUGCCCACUACCACUCCCCUAACUCAUCAUUUUGCCCAAAGUAAGAAUGGUUAUUAAGUGUUAAUGUUAGCUUAGGGGAGGGGUAGGUGGACAGUUUCCCAGAAACGUUAAUUGAUCCCUUUUUUUCUUUAUUUUUAUCCAGUUCAUCCUCAAUUACGUUUGUCAUCUAGCCGACUAAUGGCGGAAGAGGGGCAAAAUGUGACAAUCGUCUGCAAUGCUUCUGGUCAACCACAACCCAAGGUCACGUGGUCAAAGGCCGUUAGGAGUUUGACGAAAGACAGAACCUCCGUGGUAAAAGGAGCUUUGACAAUCUGCAAAGUGACGAAGAGCGACGGUGGAACAUAUGUGUGCAGAGCACAAAAUAUUCUGAGGUCGGUAUCCGUCGCUGCUCAACUAAUGAUAUUCUCCCCUUUGCGCUUUAGAAUCCGUCCUCCUCAAGUGGUGACUCCCUUGUUUGGUUCAACUUUACGAUUACCGUGUGAAGCAGAGAGUGACCUGAGACCGAGAAUUACCUGGACAAGGGAUGGCAACUCUUCACUUCCUGUGAGCUCUUUUGUUCUACAGAAAGGGACACUUGUGAUUCAAAACAUUAAGAAAUCGCACCAAGGAUUUUACACCUGUAGAGCAACUAAUGCUGUAAAAACAAUGGAAGCUAAAGUCAAAAUAAAUUCCCCAGUUAGAGCUUCUUCCUGUUCUGAGAUAAGAAAAUAUGUUACCAGUGUAAGCGGAAAUUAUCUCAUUGAUCCUGAUGGCAAGGGAGGCCUGGCUUCAUUUUCUGUUUAUUGCGACAUGAAAGACAAGAAUGGAAUCGGCGUGACAGUCAUCAGUCACGACAGUGAGAGCAGGACAUAUGUGCCUAGUCAGAACCGUCUUCGUGAUAUUCACUAUACAGGAGCGAGUCUGUCUCAGUUGACCAGUCUCACCAGUGUCUCCUCACACUGUGAGCAGUUUAUUAAGUACGAGUGUCACGACUCGGGUUUAUACCUUUACACUCCAACUUCAUGGUGGGUAUCACGUGAUUCUGCUAGGAUGACGUACUGGGGUGGAGCAUCACCCGGCAGUGGCAAGUGCGCAUGCGGGAUGACCAACUCAUGCGCAGACUCCAGGUUUGGUUGUAACUGUGAUAAUAAUGACCAUACUUGGCAUGAAGACAGCGGUUUGCUCACUGACAAGACAACUCUUCCAGUAAUACAGCUCUAUUUCGGUGAUCUUGGUGGGUCAACAGAAAAAGGCUAUCACACAGUGGGAAAAUUGAAGUGCUAUGGCAUAGCAUGA
Messenger RNA from Porites lobata, 3377 nucleotides. The record is from the annotation of a GenBank genome assembly. NCBI's taxonomy places the organism in Eukaryota, Metazoa, Cnidaria, Anthozoa, Scleractinia, Poritidae.